This is a messenger RNA of Arachis stenosperma, 626 nucleotides long. Its product is annotated as probable mediator of RNA polymerase II transcription subunit 26b. The coding region runs from base 1 to 411 and encodes 136 amino acids. The transcript has a single exon. NCBI's taxonomy places the organism in Eukaryota, Viridiplantae, Streptophyta, Magnoliopsida, Fabales, Fabaceae. The record is from RefSeq and is a predicted model, not a curated record.
AUGAACAUCAUGAAGUCAUUGGAUCACCCGAAGAUUUACUUCAGGUCUUGUGCAUCUCUUUCUAACAUAUUUGAGACAAUUGACCAUGCGAUCAUGGUGGUGGCUUCUGAUUGUCCCCAAGGAGUUCAGGCUGAUGGUGAUGAUGGUGGUGGUAGUGAUGAUGAUGGUGCCUACAGAAGUAGUGAUUUUCAUCACAAUCGGGAUGGUGUUGUUGUGUUUGAAGCUGGGGCAAACAAGAAGAGCAAGGUGAAUAGCUCAAGGAAUGAUAUUGAUGAUCAUGGUGACAUGAAUAUGAAUAGGAUCCUUAGUAAUUAUAAUUUUGGUGAAGCUGAGGCAUUGACUGAUGAAAUGGAAGAACAGUCAGAUGCAGUAUUGUUUGAAUCAUUGAGGAGAUUGCAACAAUGGAGAUAGCAGCUAUUAGAAGGCAUGGAGGCUUAAACGCCUAAAGAAAAAAAGAGUCGCUGGGUUGGGUUGUUGGAUUAGACUCCAGUUUUCUAAUAAUUUAGGCCCUUUUUUUAUUUUUUUUAUUAAAGAUAGGAGACUCGAACUCGCAAUCUCUUAAUUGAGUAUGGAAAGACUAUGCUUUUUUGUGGGCCUGAAUUUAAAAAAAAAAAAUAAACGUGUCA